AUGAGGUGCCUCCUGCUCGCCGUCAGCGUCGCCCUCGUGUGCGGCACCCAGGACGUGGCCGUCCCCCGGCCCAUGGAGAGCCUGGAUGCCCCGAAGGUGGCCGGGACCUGGUACACCGUGGCCAUGGCGGCCAGCAACCCCGCCCUGCUGAGCGCCCCCCUGAGGCUGUACGUCCAGGAGCUGAAGCCCACGGCCCAGGGCGACCUGGAGAUCAUGGUCCGCGGACGGCAGGGCGCCCGGUGGUGCGUUGAGAAGAAGAUCUUGGCGGAGAGAACGGAGAGCGCCGGGGAGUUCAACAUCAACUACCCCGUGGUGGACAGGCUGGUGGUGCUGGACACCGACUACGAGAACUUCCUGUUUGCCUGCCUGGAGAGCUCGGCCGCGCCCGAGCAGAUCCGGGCCUGCCAGUACCUGGCCAGGACCCCCAAGGUGGACCGGGUGGCCAUGGAGCAGUUCGAACAGGCCCUGAAGCUGCUGUCCGUGCACAUCCACAUCAUCCUCACCCCCAAACAGGCGCAAGAGAGGUGCCGUGUCUGA
Molecule: messenger RNA, 537 nt
Organism: Pipistrellus nathusii (Nathusius's pipistrelle)
Lineage: Eukaryota; Metazoa; Chordata; Mammalia; Chiroptera; Vespertilionidae
Source: the annotation of a GenBank genome assembly